AUGGUGAUGAUGAUCCCCAUUGUUGAUAUGGUCACCUUAAUCGCCAUCACUCUGUUGCCAAAAUAUGAACCCCAAGGUGCCCGGGACCAUCUCGGCGGCACGGCCGCAGCAGCCGUGCUCGGGCCGUGGGUGAGGCAGCCGGAGACACUCUCCACAGCCGACCUGACCAAUGCACUGGCUGCCCAGAUGCAAGAGCAAGGUUGCUUGCGGUCGAUGUUCGGGCUGGCAGCAUACAAGUAUGGCUUUGCACACAGGCGCCGGAACUGGGACGUGAAAGGGGUGGCAGUGCAGCAGUCGAGCGACCCAACCAAGAUUCUAUCGUCGCUCAAUGCCGUUACAGAGAUGUCAGGUGCAGUCGGCGACACAGAUGUGGAGUCCAAGAAGGAGGUCACCAACCUGGCCCUUUCGGCGCUGGAGAGCGUAGAGGCGACGGAAGAAAGCUUGCAGCAACUGGGAGACAGUGUCACGAAGGUUGUGGAGUCGAGCGGGACAGCGGCUGACGAAUCUGCAUUGACGCGCGUGAAAAGUGUGACCUCCAAGCUGGUGUCGCUGAUUUCCGGCCUGGGCCAAGCGGCGGUGAAGUCGCUGGAGCCUGGAGAGCUCCAGGAGGGCGAGCCCAUAAACGGCUCCGACCCUCGUCAGUGUCGCAGCUACACGUAUACUCUAGCCCUUUGCUUUUAUUUGGAUCCUUUCUAUUACUGGGUUGUCUUGAGAAGUGGCUACAGAGUGAAGCUGCUAUCAAUUCCAGCUUCCGCGUUCGCUGGCCGACGACUGGAAACCUCGUGCGACAGCAUGGAGCUGCAAAGCACCGAGUGGCUGAAGAGCAACCCGCACAGCUACGCGCGAAGCGUUGCCGGGGCCAGUGGCACAGUGCCCGAGGAUGCUGCGUUUUCGGAUCUGUUCGCAGACCGGGAAGGCUUUGCGAAGUGCUAUGCAACGGACGUCCUCAACGUGGAGCUUCGGUACUGCGGCAAAACGGUUCUGUCUGUGAGCUAG
This is a messenger RNA of Symbiodinium sp. CCMP2592, 996 nucleotides long. NCBI's taxonomy places the organism in Eukaryota, Dinophyceae, Suessiales, Symbiodiniaceae. The record is from the annotation of a GenBank genome assembly.